GGGAGAAGGAGGGAUGGAGGGGAAAGGAGAAAGGGAGAGGUCGUCAGUGGAUGUUGGCCAUUGUAAAUGCAGUGGGCAUUCAGUCUUCAGCCUUACUGGGCAUCUGGUCCAGCUGUUUUCAAUUCAAGGCCACUUAAGAUUAACAAACCGGAGUGGAGACAGGAGAGGUCACACGCUCAGGCCAGAAUGAAACCCCAGGUUGGGUUCUCCCCGUCAGCGCCUUCUCGCAUGACUAACGGCUCCAGUGUUCUAAUGGAACACUAACUGGCUCCAGGGCUCUGACCACGUCAUCUGGAAAAAGGGGAGCGGACCAGAUGGGAAGUGGUCAAACAAUGGAUGGCUGUUGUGUUCUUUCCAUGGUCAUCAUGGUCUCCAUCAUGCCUGGUUUGGGAGGGAGUGAGCUGAGAAUGUCCAGACAGGAACUGAGGGACAGCCAGCAGUCGGAAGCCCUCGGUGGAUCCCGACCCAGAGCCAAACGUGACUGGAUCUGGAAACAGCUGUUUGUUGAGGAAGAGGAUCCGACACCGAAAAUAAUUGGCCAGCUGAAAUCAAACUUUGACAAAGGAGACUUUACAAUCAAGUACUUCCUGUCUGGAGAGGGAGCCGGAGAGGUCUUCAGCAUCGACGAGUACACCGGUGACAUCCAUACUCUGAAGAGCCUGGACAGAGAAGAAAAGGCCUUCUACGUGCUCCAAGCCCGCGCCAUUGACCGCAGGACUGGCCAGCCGGUGGAGACCGAGUCUGAGUUUAUCAUCAAAGUCCAGGAUAUCAAUGACAAUGCCCCGGAGUUCAUAAAUGAGCCCUAUGUGUCCAGUAUUCCAGAGAUGAGUCCGAUGGGGACCACGGUGAUCCAGGUGACAGCCACGGAUGCAGAUGACCACAUGUUUGGGAACAACGCCAAACUCAUCUAUUCCAUCCUGCAGGGAGAGCCGUACUUCUCAGUAGAACCCAAAACAGGUAUAAUCGUGACCUCAUGGCCAAACAUGGACAGAGAAGCGAGCGAGCAGCACCUGGUCGUGGUUCAGGUGAAGGACAAGCUCGGAUAUUCUGGAGCUUACAGCGCCACGACGACAGUGACCAUCACCCUCACUGACGUCAAUGACAAUGGACCUACCUUCCAACACAACUUGUACACGUUCGCCUUAGCGGAGUCAGCUCCGGUGGGCACGACGGUGGGCAGAGUGAUGGCAGAGGACGACGACAUUGGGGUGAACGCCAGAAUGAAUUACAGUCUAGACGACCUGGAGGAGAGCGCCACCUUCAGGGUCCAAACAGACCCUGUCACUCAAGAGGGCAUAGUGACGCUGGCCAAACCUUUAGACUAUGAGAGCAAGAGGCGCUUUGCCAUCGCCAUAGAGGCCAUCAAUGACCACGUGGACACCAGAUUCCUGAGCUACAAUGAAUUCCGUGACAAGACAAUGAUUAAAAUCCUGGUGACAGAUGUGGAUGAACCUCCAAUCUUCUCCGUUCCUUUCUUUGAAUGGAAGGUUCCAGAAAACGCACCUGUGGGUACGCAGGUUGGCACGGUCUACGCAAGAGAUACAGAUGCAGUCAACAAUCCCAUCAGAUAUUCCAUAUCCAUGAGCAGUGACUUGAGGAAAGUUUUCCGGAUUGACCCCCACAAUGGGACAGUGUCAGUGGCCAAACCUUUGGACCGAGAGACAGCAGCCUGGCAUAAUCUCACUGUCACAGCCAAAGAAACGAAGGAAAAUCAACUCUCCUCUACAGUGUCUGUGGCCAUCAAAGUCCUGGACAUCAAUGACAACAUACCGACUCUGUCCCAGGACUACCAGCCCUAUGUGUGUGAGGGCACACAGGCUGGAGAGCUCAUCCAGAUGAUCAGUGCUGUGGACGCAGACAACCCAAUGGAAGGCCAUCACUUUUAUUUCUCUAUGGUGCCAGAUAAACACAUCAACCCCAACUUCACCAUCAGGGACAACCAAGACAACACAGCGAGCAUCCUGACGCGUCGUAGCACGUUUACCCGUCGCGACCGGGUGCUGUAUCAUCUCCCUGUGGUCAUAAUGGACAGCGGCUCUCCUGCCCUGUCCAGCACCAGCACCCUCACCAUCAGCGUGUGUGCCUGCCAGCCUGCAGGACACUGCCCAUCAGGAGGAGUUGAGGCACUGGCCCUUUCUAUGGGCCUCAGCACACAGACCCUACUGGGCCUGUCUGUGUGUCUCAUCAUGCUCAUAGUGCUGUCCUUACUAAUGCUCGCAGUGUGGAGACACAGGAAGCUGGCGCAGCAGAAGCUGGCUGCCCAGGAGCUGGACACAGAGGAGUAUCAUGAGAAAGUUGUACACUACGCCGAGGUCAACGCUGGUCAGGAUGUAGCCGUCUCCUCCAGCCAGCCGGUCCCGCUGAGGCCCCACCCGCGGCGCCGCGAGCGCAGACUCCGCAGGGAGGAAGUGACCGCCAGCAUUCGCAUGUCCCUCCGACACUCGCAUAUCAUCGGGCCCGAGGACGAGGUCUUCCGGCAGUUCAUCAUGGACCGGCUGGCCGAGGCCGACGAGGACCCCUACGUGCCGCCGUUUGACUGCCUGCGUACGUACGCCUUCGAGGGGACGGGGUCACUCACUGGCUCCCUGAGCUCACUGGAAUCCUCGACGUUUGACCCCUGUGUGGAUCGACCCCAUGACAGCGGGCAGCGUUUCAUGAGACUGACUCCGUGGCAAGGAGCUGGAGAGGAUGAGACGUCGUUCUGAACUGAGGAGAAAUCAUUUACAGUGUAUUAGUGGCACCUGCCUGCUACCUGGCCAUUUUAUCAGAAACACCUGCUAUACAGGGUGUACAAUUCAUCAGCCACAUUGUGCUUCAUUCCAUCAACAGUAGCGGACCCCUGGUAAUGGACCACCAUGCUAGUGUGUGUUGUGCUGGUAUGAGUGUAUCAUAGUGUUGAUGGGCUCUUUUUUCUAAA
Molecule: messenger RNA, 2917 nt
Organism: Colossoma macropomum (tambaqui)
Lineage: Eukaryota; Metazoa; Chordata; Actinopteri; Characiformes; Serrasalmidae
Gene: cdh19
Product: cadherin 19, type 2
Exons: 12
Coding region: 315-2705 (796 amino acids)
Biological process (GO): homophilic cell-cell adhesion; adherens junction organization; multicellular organism development
Cellular component (GO): adherens junction; plasma membrane; catenin complex
Molecular function (GO): cadherin binding; calcium ion binding
Source: RefSeq, a predicted model, not a curated record